This is a messenger RNA of Eremomyces bilateralis CBS 781.70, 792 nucleotides long. RefSeq lists its product as uncharacterized. The transcript is spliced from 3 exons. The record is from RefSeq and is a predicted model, not a curated record. Bases 1 to 648 code for a protein of 215 amino acids. Lineage: Eukaryota; Fungi; Ascomycota; Dothideomycetes; Eremomycetales; Eremomycetaceae.
AUGCUGAAGACACUCCUUUUGGUUUCUUUUCUCGUCUCCAGCGCGCUAGCCAAUCCCGCCCCUCUCGGAAGCGUGCGUCUCGGAGCCAGAAAUGCGGCCGGACAGCUUGAUACCCUCGUCACUACGAAGAUGAAGUACACCGGCCCGAUCACUCCUGGAGGCGAGGAUGUGGAGCUGAGUGGUACUGCGGAAGAUGUCUACAACCAGAUUGUGCACCUCAACCCUAGCUACGACCCUGCAGCGUUCGGCAACAAUGCAACCGACAUCGCCCCCCCUUUGAGCAAGCGGGAUAAGUCCGGCCUGAUUUGCAACAUUGGCCGCCACGCUCAGGUCGGCCGUAUCUGGCAAGGGAUCUCAUACCUCAAGUCUCUUCCCGGUGGAGGUACGUGUGGAAUUGACGCUGGCCCGGCCCAUUGCGUCCGUAUUAGCUGCUCCUGGGACUCGGGGAUCUUCCUCUGCAACGAUAACCCGUGGCCGAUCGCACCGAACUGCGCUUACCUCGCAACCUACGCGGAGGACAUCGUACUCAGUUGUCCUUAUUCCGAUGAAUGUCAGCCCGGUGCUGCUGCUUUUUGCAACGAAUUUGUUAAUGGGCAGCGAUUUGAUACUGACAACUACAAUGUGAUCGUCGGUUGGUCCGGAUGCUAGCCUACAUUCAAAUAGCCUAACUUUGGGCGGAUGUAUACUUCUCUUCUUGAAAUGGACAUGAACAGUGGAAUUGUCCAUGUCUGCAAUGAUUGCUGCCGCGCAGUGCUGAAUCUGGCUGUGUACUUAUGAUCUCUAAAAUUAGUC